This is a messenger RNA of Homo sapiens (human), 4302 nucleotides long. RefSeq names its product cms1 ribosomal small subunit homolog (gene CMSS1). The coding region runs from base 119 to 958 and encodes 279 amino acids. NCBI's taxonomy places the organism in Eukaryota, Metazoa, Chordata, Mammalia, Primates, Hominidae. The transcript is spliced from 10 exons. The record is from RefSeq and is marked validated.
AGUGUCUAGCGGGAGCUCCGCGUGUAGCUACGCCGGCCGCCUGGCUUUGAGACAACGUGAUUCUCCGCAGCUGGUCGCCUACCCGUGAUGUUCUGCCCACGUCGAGACCUGAGCUGAAAUGGCAGACGAUCUCGGAGACGAGUGGUGGGAGAACCAGCCGACUGGAGCAGGCAGCAGCCCAGAAGCAUCAGAUGGUGAAGGAGAAGGAGACACAGAAGUGAUGCAGCAGGAGACAGUUCCAGUUCCUGUACCUUCAGAGAAAACCAAACAGCCUAAAGAAUGUUUUUUGAUACAACCAAAGGAAAGAAAAGAGAAUACCACCAAGACCAGGAAAAGAAGAAAGAAGAAAAUUACUGAUGUUCUUGCAAAAUCAGAACCAAAACCAGGGUUACCUGAAGACCUACAGAAGCUGAUGAAGGACUAUUAUAGCAGCAGACGCUUGGUGAUUGAAUUAGAAGAACUGAACCUGCCAGACUCCUGUUUCCUCAAGGCCAAUGAUUUGACUCACAGUCUUUCCUCAUACCUAAAAGAAAUUUGUCCUAAGUGGGUAAAACUUAGGAAGAACCACAGUGAGAAGAAAUCGGUCCUGAUGCUGAUCAUCUGCAGCUCGGCCGUCCGAGCCCUGGAGCUCAUUAGGUCGAUGACAGCAUUCAGAGGAGACGGCAAAGUUAUAAAAUUAUUUGCAAAGCACAUAAAGGUCCAGGCGCAGGUAAAGUUGCUGGAGAAGCGUGUGGUGCACCUGGGUGUAGGAACUCCGGGGAGAAUUAAAGAACUUGUUAAACAAGGUGGCCUUAAUUUGAGCCCCUUAAAAUUUCUGGUUUUUGACUGGAACUGGAGAGAUCAGAAGUUGAGGAGAAUGAUGGACAUUCCCGAGAUAAGAAAGGAGGUAUUCGAACUUCUGGAAAUGGGAGUGCUCAGUCUGUGCAAGUCAGAAUCCUUGAAACUGGGCCUUUUCUAAGUCUGUGUCCUAAUGAAGAUUCCAGUUUUCACAGUAGAAGUUGCAUCUUAUUUAAUGACUCUGAUACAUUGCAAGCACUCAGUAAAUAUCAGCAAAUAGUUUAUGUUAAUUGUGUCAACAGAUGGAUCACUGGAAUGUGGGGAUUCUGAAACAGAAAUGAAACUGUCCUUUUGACAACUCUCUUAUAUAAUAAAGUAUCACCGGCUUGUGUAUGAUCCUUGUUGAGCGGACCGUGUUUUUCUGUCACCAACUGGCUUCUGAUGUAACUGUGCAGGAGAAAGGAAAGAGCAGCUGGGUGACCUUAGGCAAGCGUAAGGUCUUGCCUCUCUGAGCCCCAUCUUAUCAACUCAAAGUGGGAAUGUCUCACAGCAUUGUUGAGGAUUCCAGGAGAUAGUACAUGGGGAGCAGAUUUGUAAACUCUGAGGCAUGGUCCCAGCAAAAAGGGUGGCAGGUAUAUUAAUCCAUUCUCACAUUGCUAUAAAGAACUACCCGAGACUGGGUAGAUUAUAAAGAAAAGAGGUUUAAUUGACUCACAGUUUCACAGGCUGUACAGGAGGCAUGGCUGAGAGGCCUCAGGAAACUUGGCAGAAGGUGAAGGGGAAGCAAGCACAUCUUCACAUGGCGACAAGAGAGCAAGAGAGUGAAGGGAGAAAUGCCACACACUUUUAAACGACUAGAUCUUGUGAGAACUCACUCCCUAUCAUGAGAACAGCAGAACAGCAAGGGGAAAAUCUGUCCCUAUGAUCCAGUCACCUUCCACCAGGUCCCUCCCCCAACAUUGGGAAUUAUAAUUCAACAUAAGAUUCGGGUGGAGACACAGAGCCAAACCAUGUCAAUUCCACCCCGGCCUCUUCCAAAUUUCAUGUUCUUCUCACAUUUCAAAACACAAUCAUGCCUUCUCAACAGUCCCCCAAAGUCUUAACUCAUUCCAGCAUUAACUGAAAAGUCCAACUCCAAAGUCUGAUCUGAGACAAGGCAACUUCCUUCCACCUAUGAGCCUGUAAAAUAAAAAACAAGUUAGUCAUUUCCAAGAUACAAUGGAGGUACAGGCAUUGGGUAAAUGCUCCCAUUCCAAGUGGGAGAAACUGGCCCAAAGGAGCUAAAGGCCUCAUGCCAGUUUGAAACCCAGCAGGGCACUCUUUGAAUCUUAAAGCUCCAAAAUAAUCUUUGACUCCAUGUCUCACAUCCAGGCCACUCUGAUGCAAGGAGUGGGCUCCCAAGGCCUUAGGCAGCUCUGCCCCUGUGGCUCUGCAGGGUACAGUCCCCAUGGUUGCUUUCACAGGCUGGUGUUGAGUGCCUACAGCAUAUCCAGGUACACAGUGUAAGCUGUCAGUGGAUCUACCAUUCUGGGGUCUGGAGGAUGAUGGCUCUCUUCUCACAGCUCCACUAGGCAGUGCCCCAGUGGGGACUCUGUGUAGGGUCUCCAACCCCACAUUUCCCCUCUGCACUGCCCUAGUAGAGGCUCUCCAUGAGGGCUUCACCCCUGUAGCAGACUUCUGCCUGGACAUCCAGGCGUUUCCAUACAUCCUCUGAAAUUGAGGCAGAGGCUCCCAAACCUCAGCUCUUGCCUUCUGCACACCCAUAAGCCCAACAGCACGUGGAAGCUGCCAAGGCUUGGGGCUUGCACCCUCUGAAGCAAUGGUUCAGCUGUACCUUGGCCCCUUUUAGUCACAGCUGGAGCUGGGGCAGCUGGGAAUUAGGCUGCCAUGUCCUAAGGCUGCACAGAGCAGCUGGGCCCAGGGCCUAGCCCACGAAACCAUUUUUUUCCUCCUAGGCCUCUGGGCCUGUUUGGUGGGGCUGGGGAGGGCUGCCACGAAGGUCUCUGAAGUGCCCUGGAGGCAUUUUAUCCAUUGUUUUGGCUAUUAACAUUUGGCUCCUCUUGUGCAAACUUCUGCAGUGAGCUUGAAUUUCUCCCCAGAAAAUGGCUUUUCUUUUCUACCACAUGGUCAGGCUGCAAAUUUUCAAGCUUUUAUACUCUGCUUUGCUUUUAAAUAUAAGUUAUCUCUGCUUAUGCAAAUGAGCAUAGGCUUUUAGAAGCAACCAGGCCACCUCUUGAACACUUUGCUGCUUAGAAAUUUCUGCCGGAUACCCUAAGUCAUCUCUCCCAAGUUCAAAGUUACACAGAUCCCUAAAGCAGGGGCACAAUGCCACCAGUCUCUGCUAAAGCAUAGCAAGAGUGACCUUUGCUCCAGUUCCUGAUAAGUUCCUCAUCUCCAUUUGAGACCACCUCAGCCUGGACUUCAUUGUCCAUAUCACUAUCAGCAUUUUGGUCAAAACUGUUCAACAAGUCUCUAGGAGGUUCCAAACAUCCCUCAUAUUCCUGUCUUCUUCUGAUCCUUCCAAACUGUUGCAACUUCUCCCCGUUACCCAGUUUCAAAGUUGCUUCCACAUUUUUUAGGUAUCUUUAUAGAAAUGUCCCACUUCUCUGGUACCAAUUUUUUGUAUUCUUCCAUUUUUACACUGCUAUGAAGAACUACCUGAGACUGGGUAGUUUAUAAUGAAAAGAGGUUUAAUUGACUUCCAGUUCCACAGACUGUACAGGAGGAUGGCUGGGGAGGCCUCAGGAAAUUUACAAUCAUGGCAGAAGAUGAAAGGGAUGCAACCACAUCUUGUGGCAACAAGAGAGCAAGAGAGUGAAGGGGGAAGUGCUAUACACUUUUAAACAAUCAGAUCUCUUGAGAACUCACUAUCAUGAGAACAGCAAGGGGGAAAUCUGCCCCCAUGAUCUAAUCACCUCCCACCAGAUCCCUCCCCCAACACUGGGAAUUACAAUUCGACAUGAAACUUGGGUGGGGACACAGCCAAACCACAUCAGCAGGGUAGUGGUAGAAAGAGCAUCAAGUGAAUUUGGCCCUUUGUAAACGUAUAAAAAGACAACAAUAUAAUUACAGCUGUCUUAUUAACUUUUUUUUAAAAACUUUCUAUUUUGAAACUUCAGGCUUAAUAGAAAAGUUUAAAAAAUAGAGAAUUCCCAUAUCCCCUUCCCUGAGCUUUCCCUGUGUUAAAUUCUUGUAUAACCAUAAUAGAGUUAUCAAAACUAAGAAGUCAUCACUGGUACUGUAUAAUUAACUAAACUACAGAGUUUAUUUGGAUUUCUCCAAUUUUUCCACUAAUGUCCUUGUUCUAUUCCAGGAUUCACUGCAGGAUCCCACAUUGCACUUACUUAGUUGUUGUAUCUUUUUGGUUUCUUCAGACCAGUGACAGUUCCUCAGUAUUUCCCUGUCUUUCAUGACCUUCACACUUUUGAACAGUAUCCAUCGUGUAUUUUGUAGAAUGUCCUUCAAUUUGGAUUUGUCUGUAAUGUUCUCAUGAUUUGAUUAAAGUUAUGCAUUUUUUGACCAGAA